Molecule: messenger RNA, 672 nt
Organism: Didymodactylos carnosus
Lineage: Eukaryota; Metazoa; Rotifera; Eurotatoria; Philodinida; Philodinidae
Source: the annotation of a GenBank genome assembly
AUGUGUAUCGCGACAGUUGUACGUGGAAGUUCCCUCUGUUUUUAUUUCAAAUCGAAAUCAUUCACCCCGGAGGAAUUACGUGAAUUUAUCAAAUUAUUGGCACCAGAUAUGAUAGUAACAGAAUAUAUUGAUUACACCUAUUUAUCACCAGAUGGCAAUGACAAUCAUAAUACGCGAGGGAUAUUAGUAAGUUUUGAACAUCAAAAUUCGGCGCAAAUAUUCAUGGCGAAAUUUGAUCAAAAUAAAAACUUUUUACGCCCCAAAUGGACGUUAUGUAUGGCCAAGAGCCACCGGAGUAACAAGAUUUUCAUUGAACUAUGCAAUAUUGUUCGUUUAAUGACACAAUUUUCUGCUCAACUUCAAGAAUAUAUUCACAACCGUUUAAAGUUACCUCUACAACCAGGAAAAUGUGGUCAUCUAGAGCAAGCUGCACUUUUGUAUGAUCGAGCUAAGAUAUGCAAAAUGAAUAACAAUACCGGCGACCUUACACACAGAAAAAAAUUCAAUGAAGCUUGUUUGAUUAACAGUCGUUUAUUAUUUGAAUUAAUUCAUUCAUUAAUAUCAUCAACUUCUUCAUUCGAAUCGUCAACACUAUCAUCCGCUCGUUCAUUUGCUACUCGUCUUCCUGCUCAAUCACCAAAUGAUAUUGAUGAGAAUUGUAGAACAAUAUAA